Messenger RNA from Yamadazyma jaroonii, 1284 nucleotides. Lineage: Eukaryota; Fungi; Ascomycota; Pichiomycetes; Serinales; Debaryomycetaceae. The record is from the annotation of a GenBank genome assembly.
AUGAAACACAGAAUCACUAUUCUUAACCAUGAGUCCACCCAUGACUCGAUCAUUUCUCAUAUCAAUAAAACGUCGAUUCAAUUGACUUCCAACUUCACUCGUGAAGAUAAAUUCACCUUCGUGGGAGACGAGGUUCCAACGAUUUUCAAGAACAAAAAUAUCAAAGAUCUUAACAUAAGAAUGGGAAAUGUCGAUUCCUUGGUUUUCAAUUACUUCACCGACGAUUUGGAGGUCAAUGUAAGACCUAAUAGUAGUAAAGAUAAGUUUUUUCAAGGAACAUCGGAUUUGUGGAAACUUUUGGGUAUAAAUAACGAUUGGAGUAUCUCCAAAUCUUCAGUAAUGACUAGACAAGAUACCAGUGAACCUUUGAAGGAUGUCAUGAAGAAGAUCAUUGGUAUGGAUUUUGAAGCUAUGAAUUUGGUCUAUACUUCUGGGAAGCUAAUAAUUAGUGUUCUCAAUAAGGAUGGUCCUAAACUGAUCUCUUGGAUGGAUGACGUGUAUACUGAGACUGGGAUCUUCCUUAUUGAUGAUUUUGAGGUCGAUGACAUAGUUUUGAGUGGUCUUAGAGUUAUUAUGGAUGGGAAUGAAAAGAUAGAAUCGGAACCUGAAACGGAUGACACCAAAUUCGACCAUUUACAUAAAACACUUUUCCAUGUUAAACCCAAGUUUCGUACAUUCCCUAUAACCACCAAGUUCAACAACAAUGGACUCCACCCUAAAAUCCAAUUCGAGUUCCCUGAGCCUCCUGUUGAUGAUGUUUCCGGAUGUGACCGAUUCUUCUAUACUUCAUUACCAAAAGAUCUCUUCAUUGAUCCUUAUAAUCCAGGAGAAAACGUGGAGAUAGUGGUCAACUAUGGAGUGAAGGAUUUGGAACUACCAGAAUACUCUAUAGAUGAAUGGGGUCACCAAGUUCUUGUCAGAUUAACAGAAGAUGUUGGUGAGUUGACUUUACAUAGUAGAUACCAAUUACCUAACAAACAUGGAAAUCAAACAAUCGAUUUUAAUGGUGUGGCCUUCUAUGGUUGUGACUUAAGAGAAAGAAAUAUUCUUCAAUUGAAUCCAUUCUAUAAUGAGUUCCUUGAUGGUUACAGUAGCUUUUUCACCAACGAUACUGUCAUAUAUCAAGAUUUCAAGAAUUUCAAAGUAGAUAUACCUGUGCCACAAUCUGAGUUCCAUGAUAUAAACAACAUAACUUUGAUCACAUUAGUAUUAGGUAUCCUAAUUAUCAUUUUACAACUUUUAAAACCUAGAAAGAAAGAGAAGAGAGAAAAGAAACAUCAAUAA